Messenger RNA from Rhagoletis zephyria (snowberry fruit fly), 906 nucleotides. RefSeq lists its product as uncharacterized. The record is from RefSeq and is a predicted model, not a curated record. NCBI's taxonomy places the organism in Eukaryota, Metazoa, Arthropoda, Insecta, Diptera, Tephritidae.
UCUCAGAAUUGUUACCAAACAACAAACUCGAUAACGACGAAUUUAUUGAGGUAUUUAAAAAAUAUGUAUUCGCCAAAUCAGCUGGAAGACUAUUCGCACCAAAUUUUAGGUAUAGAUCUUGAAAACCUUGGUAUUUGUACAGCGGUUUUGAAUUCUGGUAUUAUUCUGACCGAAGAAACUUACAUCAAGGGUAUGACGCUCGGAGACGCAAACUUUGGGGAUGCGAGGACAGAGGAAUUGUAUUUAUUAAAAAUAGACAAAACGCAGUGUUCUCGCUUACAACGAAUACGUUUGCAAUACGUUUCAUUUGUGCCCGUUGAAUAUACCAACGCCAUAUUAAAUGAACUUCUUAGCAUGCAUAAAGCUUUGAGUAUUAAAAAACCAAGAUAUUUUGAAAAUUCCAUGGAGCAUAGAAUAAAGAUGAGAAUAGCAAAGGCCAUAUCAACAAUCAUAUAUAAAUCAAACAUAAAUUUUUGGAACGAGGACUUAUUGAACCUGCCUCUGAAUUAUAACAAUCAAUUGAACAUCAAUUAUGUGUACGAACUUCUUGUGGCGAAAUGUGCUCCCGACGGUGAUGUCAUCCUUAAUAAAUUGAUUAAAAUUACGUUAGAAAAGCAUUUAUGGAAAUAGGCACCUAUAAGGAGAAGCCCAUUGAUGUUGAUACGGACCUUAUGGAUUACUGGGAGAGUAAAAAAUGUAUAUAUCCCCGACUAAGAGAUCUGGCAUUUAUUAUUGCCAGCGACACAAGUCAGUGUAGAACACGCGUUCUCAGCACUAAGCUUAUUCUUAGCGAUUUGCGAUACAAUUUGUCGGAGCAGAACUUGGCAGCCAUAUUAAUUGUUGAAUUGAAUUCCGAAUCAUUCCUGUAAAGAGGUGAUUAACUUAAAGCUCAAAUUAAAGAAACUC